Molecule: messenger RNA, 1916 nt
Organism: Oryza sativa Japonica Group (Japanese rice)
Lineage: Eukaryota; Viridiplantae; Streptophyta; Magnoliopsida; Poales; Poaceae
Source: RefSeq, a predicted model, not a curated record
ACCCACCUCAUUCAAUUCACUCCCCCCUCCAGCUUCUCACUCCCCACACGCAGCUUCCAGCUCAUCACCCCCCACAACCACCUCCUCCCCCUCCCAUGGCGGCGGCGGCGCCGGACAAGGCGGUGGAGCGGCUGUCCCAGAAGCUGGUGCACCCGUCGUCCCCCACGCCGUCGGCCCCGCUCCGCCUCUCCUGGCUCGACCGCUACCCCACCCAGAUGGCGCUCAUCGAGUCGCUCCACGUCUUCAAGCCCGACCCGGCGAGGGACGCCGCGGGGCAGGGGCUCGCCCCCGCGCGCGCCAUCGAGACGGCCCUCGCGAGAGCCCUCGUCGAGUACUACCCGCUCGCCGGGAGGCUCGCCGUCUCCCGGGACUCCGGCGAGCUCCAGGUGGAUUGCUGCGGCGGCGCCGGCGGCCAUGGCGGGGUGUGGUUCAUCGAGGCGGCUGUCCCGUGCCGGCUCGAGGACGUGGAUUACCUCGAGUACCCUCUCGCCAUCUCCAAGGACGAGCUGCUCCCCCACCCGCGCCCCCGCCCCACCCGCGACGAGGAAGACAAGCUCAUCCUGCUCGUCCAGGUGACGACGUUCGCGUGCGGCGGGUUCGUGGUGGGGUUCAGGUUCAGCCACGCGGUGGCGGACGGCCCGGGGGCGGCGCAGUUCAUGGGCGCGGUCGGCGAGCUCGCCCGCGGCGGCGAGCGCAUCACGGUGGCCCCGUCGUGGGGGCGCGACGCGGUGCCCGACCCGGCCGGCGCCAUGGUCGGCGCCCUCCCGGAGCCGGCCGGCGCGUCCCGCCUCGAGUACCUCGCCAUCGACAUCUCCGCCGACUACAUCAACCACUUCAAGUCCCAGUUCGCGGCGGCCACCGGCGGCGCCCGCUGCUCCGCCUUCGAGGUGCUCAUCGCCAAGGCAUGGCAGAGCCGCACCCGCGCCGCCGCGUUCGACCCCUCGACGCCGAUCAACCUCUCCUUCGCCAUGAACGCCCGGCCGCUCCUCCUCCCGCGCGGCGGCGCCGGGUUCUACGGCAACUGCUACUACAUCAUGCGGGUGGCCUCCACCGCCGGGAGGGUGGCGACGGCGAGCGUCACCGACGUGGUGAGGAUGAUCCGGGAGGGGAAGAAGCGGCUCCCGUCGGAGUUCGCGCGGUGGGCCGCCGGAGAGAUGGCCGGAGUCGACCCGUACCAGAUCACCUCCGACUACCGGACGCUGCUGGUCUCCGACUGGACGCGGCUGGGCUUCGCCGAGGUGGACUACGGGUGGGGCCCACCGGGCCACGUCGUGCCGCUCACGAACCUGGACUACAUCGCCACGUGUAUCCUCGUCAAGCCCUGGGCCCACAAACCAGGGGCACGGCUCAUCACCCAGUGCGUCACACCCGACCGCGUCACCGCCUUCCACGACGCCAUGGUGGACAUCAACUAAUUUAUUAUUAUAAUUAUAAUUAUUAUUAUUAUUAUUAUUCCCUUUUCUUUUUAUUUUAUUUUUUUUACCACGCCACCUUUUUCACUUUGUUUUUUUACCACUACUUCCUUAUAAUUAAUUAAUUAAUUAAUUAGAUAUUAAUAAUGAAGAAUUAAGGGUAAAAAAAGGAGAGGAUAAAGAAAGGUGAAAAGUACAUAUUGAUAUUGAGGGUACAGGUAGAUGGUAGUAGUUGUUGGCAUUAUUAGUGGGAUUGGUAUUGGAUUCCUUUGGUGUUGUUUGGUCAAGUGUAUACUGGAGAACAGCUACUACAUGCUGGGUAUUCCUUUUAUUUUUUUUUCUUUUUUUUGGGAUCAAAAGCUGGAAUUGGUGGGAAGCCACCAACUAACCAGUAUGUCCCCCUUGAUAAGUGUACCAUAUAUUGUAUUCAAUUUUUAUCUUAUUUUCAGAAUGGUAUAUAUAAGCUGGCAAGGUGUACAGCCUCUUUAGUUGUACUUGGAUCAA